Klebsormidium nitens is the source of this 3813-nucleotide messenger RNA. NCBI's taxonomy places the organism in Eukaryota, Viridiplantae, Streptophyta, Klebsormidiophyceae, Klebsormidiales, Klebsormidiaceae. The record is from the annotation of a GenBank genome assembly.
AUGGCGAGCGGACUUGGUUGCAUGUCAAUAAAGGCGCUCGGCCCCAACCACAAGAAAGUGGAGGCUGAGGUGCGCGUUAUUCAUUGCAACGACGCCGACACAAACGCCGCCGUCAGGUUUGCCAACAACAACAUUAGCACGACGAAGUACAGCCUGAUUACCUUCUUUCCAAAGGCGCUCUACGAGCAGUUCCGCAGGGUGGCCAAUUUGUACUUCACAUUUGUGGCGUGCCUUUCCCUGACGCCUUUGACACCGAUCUCUCCCAUCACCACCAUCACGCCCCUGUGUGCGGUGAUCGGUGUCAGUAUUGCCAAGGAAGCAUGGGAGGACUAUAAGCGGGCAAAGGAAGAUAAGCAGGUGAAUAACCGGCUGGUGGAUGUGUAUGCGGGGGACGGCAAGCUGGAGAGCAGGCCAUGGAAGGCCGUCAGAGUGGGGGAUAUUGUGAGGGUAAAGAAGAACAACUUCUUCCCUGCCGACCUGGUGUUCUUGUCGAGCAGCAACGCCGAAGGCUCCUGCUACGUAGAAACCAUGAACUUGGACGGCGAGACAAAUCUGAAGAACAAGAAGUGCUUGGAAAAGACGCAGGAACUCAAGCGCAAGACGCUGGACCAGCUCAAGGGCCGGCUCUCGUGCGAGCAGCCAAACACGUCACUCUACACUUUCGUCGGAAACCUAGACUGGCCGGGGGCCUCCCCCGAGCCAAUCCCCCUGGGGCCCUCUCAACUCCUUCUGCGGGGCUCCAGCCUGCGCAACACAGACUACAUCUACGGCCUGGUCAUAUUCACCGGGCACGACUCCAAAAUCAUGAUGAACCAAACCGACCCCCCCUCCAAGCGCAGCAGAAUCGAGCAGCAACUAGACUAUAUCAUCUACUUCAUGUUCUUUUUGUUGGUGCUGAUGAGCACGAUUUCGGCGGUCGCUUUCGGGGCGUGGAUGGGGAAAGAAGGGGCGAAGAUGUGGUAUUUGGACCCGGGGGAUACUACCGAGUACUUCGACCCGACGAAGAGCGUGACCGGGGGGUUCCUCCAGUUCCUUACGAGCAUUGUCCUCUACGGUUUCUUCAUCCCCAUCUCGCUGUACGUGUCUAUCGAGGUGGUCAAGGCGUUCCAAGCGUUCUUCAUCAGCUGCGACGCGCACAUGUACUACGAAGAAACCGACAAGCACUGCGUGCCGCGGACGUCUAACCUCAACGAGGAGCUGGGCCAGGUUGUUCACACGAUCCUCUCCGACAAGACCGGCACGCUGACGCGCAACCAGAUGGACUUCUUCAAGUGCAGCAUCGCGGGGAUAAGCUAUGGGACGGGCGUAACGGAGAUCGAGCGGGCCACCGCAAAGCGGCUCGGUAAAGAUCUCGGGGCGGGGGCCACGGAAGCCGGGGGUUUAUCCCCCUGGCACGAAAAGGGGUUCAAUCUGAACGAUUCACGGUUGAUGGGGGGGGCGUGGGUGAAGGAGGCGCGGUGUGACGUCAUCAGGCGGUUCUUCCAGAUUCUGGCGGUGUGCCAUACCGCCAUUCCGGAGGGCGAUCCGACGCCGGAAGCGAUCCGGUACCAGGCGGAAUCCCCGGACGAGGCCGCGUUCGUGGUGGCGGCGAAGAAGUUCGGCUUCUUCUUCUACAAGCGUUCCGCGGAGUCGAUCUGGGUGAAGGAGGACCACGGAAACGGAACGGUCGCCGACUGCAGAUACGACGUCCUGAAUGUGCUCGAGUUCAACAGUACCAGGAAGCGCAUGUCCGUCGUGGUCCGCAGCUCUAGCGGCCAGCUGCUCCUCUUCUGUAAGGGCGCCGACUCCGUCAUCUACGAGCGGCUCAGCGCGACCGGCAACGAGUUUCGCGGCACUUCCGCCCAGCACAUGGCGGAGUACGGCGACGCCGGCCUGCGCACGCUCUGCCUCGCGUUCGCCGAGCUGGACGAGGGCGUAUACGCGGACUGGCAGCGCCGAUGGAUGGCUGCCAAGACAACGGUCGUCAGCGCCGACGUGCAGGCGGCCGCGCUCGAGGCGCUUGCGGAAGAGAUAGAGCAGAACCUGGUCCUGAGUGGGUGUACGGCCAUAGAGGAUAAGCUGCAGGAGGGGGUGCCCGAGUGUAUCGAUUCUCUAGCGCGAGCCGGGCUGAAGCUGUGGGUGCUGACGGGGGACAAGCUGGAGACGGCCAUCAACAUAGGCUAUGCGUGCAGUCUGCUGAGACAGGGUAUGGAGAAAGCGAUUGUCGUGCUGGAUUCAGACCCCGCCGUCACCGCCGCGGAAGCGUCCGGCGACCGCGAGGCGACCAGGACUGCGUCCAUGGCCAGCGUUGGUCGCCAGCUCGCGGACGCCUCGGCCGCGCGCGCGAAGGGCGCGGUCGCGGAUCCGUUCUUCGCGUUCGCGCUCGUCAUCGACGGAAAGGCGCUGACGUACGCGCUCGACGACGCGCUGCGCGCGCAGUUCCUGGCGCUCGCGCAGCAGUGCGACUCGGUAAUUUGCUGCCGCGUGUCCCCUCGGCAGAAAGCCCUGGUCACUUUGAUGGUCAAAAAGGGCACCGGAAAGAUCUGCCUGGGCAUAGGGGACGGCGCAAAUGACGUUGGCAUGAUCCAAGCGGCGGACAUCGGAGUUGGGAUCAGCGGCGUUGAAGGGCAACAGGCCGUGAUGGCGUCAGACUUCGCCAUCUCCCAGUUCCGCUUCCUGGAGCGCCUCCUGCUCGUCCACGGCGGCUGGUGCUACAAGCGCAUCUCGCGCAUGGUCGCCUACUUCUUCUACAAGAACAUCGUGUUCGGCCUCACGCUCUUCUGGUUCAACGCGUUCGCCUUCUUCAGCGGGCAGACCAUCUACCACGACUGGUAUCUGACGAUCUACAACGUCGUGUUUACGUCACUGCCUGUCGUCAUCAUGGGCGUGCUGGACCAGGACGUGAGCGCACGCACGCGCCUGCGCUUUCCCGCGCUGUACCAGCAGGUGAGUGGCGCCGUUCCGCUUCCGCUCGACCGCACAGAUUCCUUUUUGGCCCCCAUCUGCGCGCGCGCCUUGCGCUUCCCCACGCUUUACAGGCAGGGCCAGCGGAACCUCUAUUUCGGCCCCCUCAAAGUCGGCAUCUGGAUGCUCAACGGCCUUUAUCAGUCCAUCGUCUGCUUCGCCUUCGUAACUCUGCUCUACCGGAUCUGGCCGGAACGGCAGAAUGGACAUAUGGUCGGCCUGUUUGGCGCGGGAACCACGCUCUACACAGUCGUCGUCAUCUGCGUCAACUGCCAGAUAGCUGUUGCAAUCCAAUACUGGACGUGGUUGCACCACCUGGCAAUCUGGGGCAGCAUCUCCCUCUGGUUCAUCUUCCUCCUGGCGAUCGGCAUCUUCCCCAUAGCUUAUGUGGGCGUCGCGCGCGCGCUGUUUGUGACCGAGAACGCACCCAGCGCAGCCUUCUGGCUGCUGCUUCCGCUCGUUCUGGCCGCCGCCCUGCUGCCGGACUUCUGCGUCCGGUCAUUCCUGCGACGGUACUGGCCCGAGGACCACCACAUCUGCCAAGAACUGGAGCAAGGCCGGGAGGCGGGCUGCAAGCGGCGGAUGCAGCGCGAGGAGGCGGCCGCGGUGAUGCCGACGCAGAUUGGAUGCAGCGCGGCGGCGGAAGACAUCCGGCGGCGCAGCAGUUCCGUGGCGGACUGGCAGGAGGACAACGGAUUGAACGUAGACGCGGGCACCUCGGCUCGUACAGGGAGUUGCUUGGUCGCCGGAGAUAGGGACCGGAUGGUCGAGCUUCAGCACAUACCUGAGCAUGAGCGUGACGUCAAGCAUGUCAGAACGAGGAGCGGGGAUGCCAAAUCGGGCGAAAGCAAGCGGGUGACCGGAGUGUGA